CAUACAAGAUAAUAUGAAGAAUGAUAAUAAUAUUCUAGAAGAUGAAACUAAUAAUUCAAAGGGACGAAGAUGUGAAUGUUGUAGGGAGUAUAGACAUUAUGCAAAAACAUGUCCAAAUGUAGUUUAG
Messenger RNA from Funneliformis caledonium, 127 nucleotides. The record is from the annotation of a GenBank genome assembly. Lineage: Eukaryota; Fungi; Glomeromycota; Glomeromycetes; Glomerales; Glomeraceae.